Molecule: messenger RNA, 1179 nt
Organism: Drosophila gunungcola (fruit fly)
Lineage: Eukaryota; Metazoa; Arthropoda; Insecta; Diptera; Drosophilidae
Product: heat shock protein 23
Biological process (GO): response to heat; protein refolding
Molecular function (GO): protein folding chaperone
Source: RefSeq, a predicted model, not a curated record
CCAGGUACAGUUGUGCAGCUCCAAGCUCCGCCGAUUACCAUACCCUCGGCAGGCACUCAGUUAGCUUGUAAGAGUCGAACCGGGCGGAGGGCAACGGUUUUUUUGGCCACCUAAGCCAAAAAUCAACGCGCUUGCUCCGUGUCCAACGAACGAACAGGGGUCCGAGGAAGUCGGAGCCGCGCCAAGCCAUGCCCAUCCACUGGGACUGGGACUGGGAGCACGACCACGAGCAUGGCGGGGGGCACCACCACUGGCCACCGCCGCGGCGCCACUGGUCCACCGGGGAGUCGAAGUGCCGGCAGCGGCACUACUACCUGUCCCACGAUCUGGACGUCUGCGCCCGGGACUUCCACCUGCGGAUGGACGACAGUGCCUGGUGCCACGGCUCCUGUCUGGUGGGACGCGUGGUGAUCGAGACGGGCACGGAGCCGGACUCCCUGGGCCGGGGCACCUUCAAGGUGGUGCUGGACGUGCACCACUUCCAGAUCGCCGAGCUGACGGUGAAGGCCCGCAACAGCGACACUGUGUGCGUGGAGGGCAAGCAGUCGGAUGACCGUGCGGACAAGGGUCAGUUGUGCAUAACGCGCGAGUUCACGCGAUCCUAUAAGCUGCCCCGCCACUACGAUGCCACCCAGGCUCGGGCCACCUUCUCGGCGGACGGGAUCCUCAUGAUCACCGUGCCGGCUCCGCCCAAGCUGGACGACGUGGAGCGGCUGGUCGAGAUCGAGCCCACGGGCAACUACUUUGGCAGCGUGUCGGAUCCCACGGCUUCCAAGGCCAUCGAGCAGGCGGAGGCGGGUGGCGAUCCCACUCCCGAUGACACGGCCAUGGACAAAUGAAGUCGGCGACGUCUGGCGGUUGCGCGGAGGCUGCGCCUCCUCAUCCCGAAGUGGAGGCGGAAGCCCAAGUGCGUUUAGGCCGCCAGAGGCAGUCGACCAAGUUUCGAAGGCGCAGAGAUAGGCACAUGCACGUUGGAGUACUUGUACUUUGCAGAAAGUAGUUACUUGGAUUGUCAUUAGGUUCCAGCAUAGCUAGCACGUAGCCCCUCGUUCGAAACGUGAGCAAAUAUGGCGCGGUUCUAGUUUUAUUUCUUAAGAUAGCUUCAAUAUAACGUUAAACAGUUGACAAACGCUUCAGAUUUUGUUUUAUGCCAAUAAAGGACUUUAUCAGAAAACCAAA